CGCGUGUCACUGAAACCACUGCCCACUCAUAAAGCUCUCUCUCUCUAGAAAUAUAACACUAAAAGCCAAUAGAGACAGAGCGAAAGCAGCAGCAGCAGAGGAACCCAAGCUCAGUAGCACAAGCUGAAGCUGAAGAAGCGCUUCCAGAAUAAGCCGGCAAUGACUCUGUUGCGAAAUUCGUGAAUUGUCUCGGGGUUGAUUUUGGCCUAGGAAUUGACACCACGUGCUAUUGGGAGUGGUUAUUUGUCGAAAUUUCAGAUUACUCGGCUGAGUGAGUUGUAGUAGCUGAAGAUGAGUUGGAAUCCGCAUAUGGGAAUGGGAGUUCAUUACCCCUACAACUGCUGUCCUUAUAGCAAUGCCGGAAGCUUUAUGGACUAUUUUGAAGGCCUCACGUAUGAACAUGUGAACUUUAUUUUUUCUGGGGAUUCACAUGCUCAGGAGAGCACUUACCCAUCAAUGAACACGAACUAUUACAAGUUUGGGCUAACUGAACCUGGGAAUACUUCAUAUUACGAUCUUGGUUUUCGUCAUUCCUAUGAGUUCAAUGAUCCUGUCGGACGAAGUGGUGAUGAAACAAGGCCUUUGCAGCACUCUUCGAUUCUUAAUGAACAGAAUGUGGCAAGGGAUCCACUAUGCGAAGGAAUUGCAAACACUUCCACAUGUGACAACCCCAGAGAAUCCCUUCAGAGAUACCAGAACUCCCAGGAUUAUCAGGUUAUUUUGGAAGACAAUAUUGACCCUGAUAGCAUGACUUAUGAGGAAUUACUAGAAUUAGGUGAGGCAGUUGGAACUGAAAGCCGAGGUCUUUCCCAAGAUCUGCUUUCUUUGCUUCCAAUCUCAAAGUACAAGUGCAGCUUUUUCUCAAGAAAGAAAUCACGAUGUGAGAGGUGUGUAAUCUGCCAGAUGGAAUAUAAACGAGGGGACCGGCAGAUCACUCUACCUUGCAAACACCUCUAUCAUGCUGGAUGUGGUACCAGAUGGCUUAGUAUGAACAAGGCUUGCCCAAUAUGCUACACUGAGGUAUUUGGUAAUGGAUCGACGAGCAAAAAGUAAUUCCAACUUUUAUAAUGAGGAGCCUUCAUAUAUUGUUCUUUGCUUUUCAAAUUUGGUUUAUAUAGGGUUGUGUUUUCUUCUAUUUGUCCACGCUGUUUGUAGAAGCACUUGGUCGGGG
Molecule: messenger RNA, 1171 nt
Organism: Argentina anserina (silverweed cinquefoil)
Lineage: Eukaryota; Viridiplantae; Streptophyta; Magnoliopsida; Rosales; Rosaceae
Product: E3 ubiquitin-protein ligase BIG BROTHER-like
Exons: 9
Coding region: 292-1053 (253 amino acids)
Biological process (GO): protein ubiquitination; negative regulation of organ growth; floral organ development
Molecular function (GO): ubiquitin-protein transferase activity; ubiquitin conjugating enzyme binding
Source: RefSeq, a predicted model, not a curated record